Molecule: messenger RNA, 1738 nt
Organism: Aptenodytes forsteri (emperor penguin)
Lineage: Eukaryota; Metazoa; Chordata; Aves; Sphenisciformes; Spheniscidae
Gene: INTS15
Product: chromosome unknown C7orf26 homolog
Exons: 5
Coding region: 36-1160 (374 amino acids)
Source: RefSeq, a predicted model, not a curated record
UGAAUUCACUUCAGGAACUUCAGCUCCUUGAGAUCAUGUGCAAUUAUUUCCAAGAGCAAACCAAGGAUUCAGUCCGGCAGAUCAUUUUCUCAUCUCUCUUCAGCCCUCAAGGAAACAAAGCAGAUGACAGCAGGAUGGCUUUACUAGGAAAGCUGGUUUCCAUGGCAGUGGCUGUGUGCAGGGUUCCUGUUCUGGAGUGUGCUGCCUUCUGGCUGCAGCGAACCCCCGCCGUGUACUGCGUGAGGCUAGCCCGAGCUUUGGUCGACGACUACUGCAACUUGGUGCCAGGGUCCAUCCAGACGCUGAAGCAGAUAUUCAGUGCCAGUCCUCGCUUCUGCUGCCAGUUCAUUACAUCCGUCACGGCGCUCUACGACCUCUCUUCAGAUGACCUCAUCCCUCCUUCGGAUCUGCUCGAGCUGAUCGUUUCCUGGAUCUUUGAAGACCCCCGCUUGAUCCUCAUCACCUUUCUAAACACUCCUAUUGCAGCCAACCUGCCAAUAGGGUUUUUAGAGCUCACCCCGCUGACUGGACUGAUCCGUUGGUGUGUGAAGGCCCCCUUGGCUUAUAAAAGGAAGAAGAAAGCCUCUCUCUCAAAUGGACACCCUCCCAGCAAAAUUGCCAAGGACUCCACUUCAGGAGAAGACAGAGAUUGCCAUCAGCUGUAUUCAAAACUGCAUCUAAGUGUCCUGCAGGUUCUUAUGAUGCUUCAGGGGCAUUUAACGGAGAAGAACCUUUAUGGGCGCCUGGGGCUAGUACCCUUUGACCACGUAGUUCCGCUCGUUGAGGAAAUUAACAGACUAUCUGAUGAACUCAAUCCUCUCAAUGCAUCCAAAGAGAUUGAACUGGCUCUAGACAGACUGGCUCAGGCUUUGCAAGUGGCCAUGGCAUCGGGAGCACUCCUGUGCACUAGAGAUGACUUGAGAACUGUGUGCUCCAGGCUACCGCAUAACAACCUGCUCCAGCUGGUGAUUUCAGGUCCAGUACAGCAACCGACCCACGGCGCUCUGCCACCAGGAUUUUAUCCUCAUAUCCAUACUCCUCCUCUGGGCUACCCCGCGCACCCGGCGCUCCCUGCUCACCCGGCUCACCCGGCGCUCCCGGCUCACCCCGUACAAACGUUUAUACCAGGAAUGACAUUCCCAUACCGACCUAUUCGCUAAAAUGCUAGGACUGUAGAGUGUAGCCAGUUUCCCUUAGUUUGAGGAAGCCUUGCAGAUGAAACCAAAUGUCUCGGGAACCACAUUUUCCUCUUUGGUGUAAAGCUGAGCAAUGCCCGCGUGAGGGAUCAGCCCUUCGGCAGUAGAGGAGACGCAGACGGGUAGGCUGCGGUCGAUUUGGAUGUGGGGUGCAGAUACUAAAGCAGAUCGUAGGGACAAAAGGAGGGGGUGGGAAGAGACAGCAGAAACUCCAAACCUCUGCAGUGUGUGGAAAUUUUUUGGAUCCACGUUGUUUCAUGUAAUCACCAAGGGUAUGGUAUUUCUCAAGCAUGUGUUUUUCAGUAGCCCUGAUCUGCUUACGGCACGGUGAGCCCAGCUGGUCUUGCUCUAGGAGGGCCAGGAAGAAAGGCGUGAGGUUUUUCAAGCUAGUCCACUCCGGCCUGCUCGUUUCUUUGUAAAUGUUUGUAUCUAUAGCUACAGAGUAUGUGUACACUGUAUAUUUUUGGAACACAAACGUUUGUUUCAGAAGCACAAGGUAGAGUAAAGCAGCACUUCCUAUUAAAGGAAACAGUUUAAGAAGC